AUGCUUUCAGGCUCCAAACCGGUUCCAGUGCUGGCAAUAGCAGCACUGUUUGUCUUUACGGCGUUCAUCCUGACUAUCGUGGCAACCGCAGGCUCAUCGUCAAAUUACUCACCCAUAAAUAAUGUCUAUUUGGGCGAAGCAGACAUUUCCCAUAUCAACGUCACAAAAGUGAUCCCGGCAACGGCUCCACUGCUUUCUGUCGUGAUCGGUCUGUUCAACAGUCCUACUUUGGUCUCCGGAGGUGGUAACUUCUCCGAAAUCUUCGAUGCCCUCAGAUCUGUGUCUCACACGCCUGCUCUCAAACCCUUGCUCGAGCUUUUGGCCAGCUCCAAUAAUGUCACAGACACGGUCUCGAACCUAGCGUUGGUUGCGCCCAUGCUUGUCUCCAACAACGCUUCCCAAGGCUCAUCUCAGCUCUUGGGUGCUGUCAGCCAACUGGUGCAGGAUUCGCAAAACUCAACCGAAACCGUACAAGGCUUGGGUCUACUGCUCCAAACCUCGAAUUCGACCAAUCCUGCCACCCAGCGUGCCGUUUUCGGGCUUCUAUCCGACUCCAAAAACUCCACAGCAUCGGUAGACUCUUUGGUGGUGUUGCAAAACCAGUCUUCUAGUGAUCGUGCUCAGCUUGCCCCCGUUUUGUCCCUGUUCCAACAAUCAUCCAAUGCGACUAUCACUUUGGGUGCCCUUAACACCCUCAUGACCGCAAAUGUUUCCAAUGACAUGUCGGCUUCUCUUCUCGCUGCCCUUCGCGCCGGUAGUUCGAAUCCACAAGCUGCACUAAACCAGGUCUUGAGCUCUGUGCCUGAAUCAGUCCGUCCGGCUGUUCUAGCUGUCGAGACUUUGCUCAACAACACGCGUGACUCAACUUCGACACUAACUACGCUUGAAGGAUUACUGCAACUCAACGCCACCACUUCUUCCUCUGCGCACCGCUCUUUCAACGCCUUCACCACUCUAGUGUCAAAUUCACAAAAUCAGACCCUAGUAUUGAGUUCAGUGGCAACUUUGGCAAACUCGUCCAGCGACGCUAGCACUACUCAGCUAAUCGGCCUUCAAGAUAUCCUAGAUUCCUCUAAAAACUCUUCAAUGGCUUUAAGCGUCUUGCAGCAAAUCCAGUCAUCAAAUUCUUCGGCCAGUUCCCAAAAUGUGUCACCUAUCUUUAGUUUAUUCACUGACUCGAAAAACUCAACUGGUACCAUCGAUUCUGUCAUGGGGCUGAUGCAAGCUUUCCAAGCGAACAGUACAGCUUUCGAGCCUUUACUCAAAAUUUUGGGCGGAACGCAGUUAGGGGACACAGCCAUCACUCAAGACACUUUGAACAAAGUGAUGCCAGUUGUUCUAGACAAUUUGGGAGUUGAUUCUACUUACCACUUGGCUAUAUUCACUUUGUGCAGCGGCUUAAGCAAUGGUAAGAUCCAGAAAUGUACGCCUUCGCAUGCUGUACAAUCGUUUUAUCUCCGCGACAUUCUCUAUGAUCAGCUCGAAAAUUCUGAUUUCCAACCAUACAUGCAGGCACUUGACAUACAGAAGGAUAACCUGUAUUUGAACGGGAAGUUGCAGAGCAAAGAAUCCUCUUACGUACCCGCGUUAAGGGCAGUCUUGGCUUUGAAUCUGCUAACUAUUAUCCUGUCAUUUUUCCUAUUGCUGCUAAUACUGGGACUGUUCUUUUUGGGCGAUAAGUCUAGGUACUGGGUACUUAUUGGCGCCAAAACUCUGGCGUUUUUGGCCUUCGUUUUUGCGCUAGUCUCAGGUGCCAUUGUUGCCGCGUUGGUUGAGAUCAUUAAACGUGACACCUAUGAUGACAGGUACAAUGUUCAAUUUUAUACCGGUUCUGCAUAUGCUGGAUUGAUCUGGACAGCUUUUGCCUUAACGUUUAUCACUUUUAUCUUGCUUUUCCUAGUGAGAGCACCAAGAAGAGGCCGUUCGUCAGCGGCAGAGGACAUGCUAUCAGCGCCAGCUACAACAUCUUCCGAUGAGAAACGGAAUGGUACGAUACCUCAGCAGAGCCAUGACGAAGUCGUCGUUGCUUAA
Lachancea lanzarotensis is the source of this 2031-nucleotide messenger RNA. RefSeq names its product LALA0S03e06524g1_1 (gene FAT3). Lineage: Eukaryota; Fungi; Ascomycota; Saccharomycetes; Saccharomycetales; Saccharomycetaceae. Gene Ontology annotation, biological process: fungal-type cell wall organization. Gene Ontology annotation, cellular component: plasma membrane; cell cortex of cell tip. The record is from RefSeq and is a predicted model, not a curated record. The coding region runs from base 1 to 2031 and encodes 676 amino acids. The transcript has a single exon.